AUGUCUGGCUUGGCGUUGCGUGAAUUGUGCGUGAAAAGUAACCAGCUGAUACCAAACAUUCGUACAUCAGCAGGCAUGAAACCCACCAACAGCAUGCCAACGCACCGGCGGCGGCAGCAGCAGCAGCAGCAGCAGCAAUCCAGCAGCGCGACUGAGACUGAGACAUCCCAUAUACCCGCCAAAACCAUCACGACGUCGUUUCUCAUUUCCAAUCUUCACUGUCCCUCGUGUGUCUCGACUAUCAAAGACGUUCUCCUUGGCGAGCCAUCAACCCGCUCACAUAUCCGAUGGGUUUCGCCCAACGUAGUCACUUCGGUCGUCACCGUGGAACACGACUCGGGCUCUUCAGACAACAACUCAGCCGCAUCCGCAACAUCCGUCAUCAAAGACAUGCACCGCGCCUUGGAAGACAGUGGCUUCGAGGUCAGCGGUGUAACAACGACGGCUACUGUUAGUGACCAUGACAAUGACAACGACGACAACGGCGGCUUCCUGGUUCGGGAUCUCGGCAUCCAAGCUGAAGGCGAAUCUUCCACCUUCUCACGAUGGGUCACCACCGCUUCACGACGUACUAAUAGCCCCUUUGGGUCUCAGAAGCGGGCUGAAACACAUUUUCAGAACUGCGCGCAGUGUCGUACAUCGAAAGCGACAACGGGUCACAAAGUACAAGAAAAGACAAGUGAAAAGGAAAAGGAAACUCCGGUAUCAGCAGUCAGGGGUAUUCACGCACCUCCAGAUUUGUUGACAGCUCGGCCAAAGAACAUGGCAUCAACCUCAACCAAAAAGUCCUUCUCAACCGACACCGUGGUGGAUCUUGGAGGAAGAGUUCCAUCCUCUCAACAACCACCAUUGUACAGGGUAACAGUAGCCAUCGGCGGCAUGACCUGCGCAGCCUGCGUCAACACCAUCACCAACGAACUGAACAAGAAAGACUGGAUCGCCCACGUCUCCGUCAACCUGAUCAACAACAGCGCUGCCAUCGACAUUCACGACGAAAGCAGGGCGACCGAGCUGAUCGAAGCCAUCGAGGACCUAGGCUAUGACGUGAGAUUCGACAAGGUCGUUGCCCUCUCCGACCCGUCAAAGCCACCACCAAAGCCAAAAGCCGGCCGCGAAAUCUUAUCAGAUGCAUGGCGGGCGACCGUGUCCAUUGGCGGGAUGACAUGCGCGUCUUGUGCCAACUCCAUCACCAACGAGAUGAAGAAGCGGGACUGGGUGCAAGACAUCACGGUCAACCUUCUCACCAACAGCGCGACUGUUGAGUUCGCUGGCAGAGAAAACGCCGACAAGCUGGUAGGAGAGAUUGAGGAUCUCGGGUUCGAAGCGACGCUCAACGAGGAGACCUUGGUCAACGUCGCCAUCCACGAAGGGGGGCCGAACCCGGAGGAGGAACAGCAGCAAAGAAGAGAAGUCGAGAUUCGCAUCCAGGGCCUGUACUGCGAACACUGCCCCUCACGAGUCUCGGCCAGUCUGGCAGGCUUCCGCAGACAGCUGGACGUAAUCAGCCAGCCAAGUCAUAAGAGACCGAUCGUCAAGAUAGUGUAUGUCCCUGACGCUCCCGAGUUCACGAUCCGGCACAUCCUCAAAGCGAUUGAGGCGAGUGACCCGGCUUUCAAAGCAUCCAUCUACCACCCUCCUUCCCUCGAGGAACAGUCCAAGGCCAUCCAGCGCCACCACCAACUACAAAUCCUCUGGCGCGUCAUUUUUUCUUUUGUUGUCGCGAUCCCAACCUUCAUCAUCGGCAUCGUCUACAUGACCCUGGUGAAGGCCUCCUCCGGCAACAAGUCUCGCGAGUUCCUGAUGAAACCAUGGACGUCCGGCAUCUCGCGCGCGCAGAUCGCCCUAUUCAUCAUGGCCACACCCGUCUACUUGUUUGCCGCCGACAUCUUCCAUAAGCGCGCCUACAAGGAGAUCAGGACGCUGUGGCGACGAUCCAGUCGCGUCCCUCUGCUCCAGCGCUUCUACCGCUUCGGCAGCAUGAACACGCUCAUGUCCCUGGGCACGACCAUCGCUUACGUCUCGUCCGUUUGCCAGAUGAUCGCGGCGGGAGCGCAGAAGGUGCACAUGGUUGAUGAUGCCAACUUUUACUUUGACUCGGUCGUGUUUCUCACUUUAUUCUUGCUCGUGGGCCGAUUGAUUGAGUCGUACAGCAAGUCGCGUACGGGAGACGCGGUGGAGAUGCUGGGGAAGCUGCGCCCGACCACGGCGAUCCUGGUGGAAGGAUACGGCACCGAGAAAGAGCGGGAUGAAGUGGUACAGGCAGACUCGUUGGACUACGGCGACGUUGUGCGCAUUCCACAUGGCGCCUCCCCGCCGGCAGAUGGAAUAGUUGUUCGCGGCGAAGGCAGUUUGGACGAGUCGAGUCUGACUGGCGAGUCCAGGCCGGUCAAGAAGGUCGUCGGCGAUGAGGUGUAUACGGGCACCGUCAACAAGGACGCACCGCUUUUGGUCCGGGUCACUGGCGUUGCUGGCAAGUCGAUGCUGGACGAGGUCGUAAAGGCGGUCCGCGAAGGCCAAACCAGACGCGCUCCCAUUGAGCAAGUGGCGGAUAUCUUGACGGCCUAUUUCGUUCCCGUGGUCAUUGCCAUUGCGGUUGCCACUUGGAUCAUCUGGCUUGCUGUUGGAUAUAGUGGUCAUGUGUCAAACGACUUGCUUGGAGACACCAAGGGCGGUUGGGUUGUCUUUGCGUUGCAGUUCGCCAUUUCCGUCUUUGUGGUGGCUUGUCCCUGCGGCCUGGCGCUGGCUGCCCCAACGGCCAUCUUUGUUGGUGGUGGAAUCGCGGCAAAACAUGGAAUCUUGGCCAAGGGAGGAGGUGAAGCGUUUGAGAAGGCUAGUAGGGUCGACUGCGUCGUUUUCGACAAGACUGGCACUUUGACGAUGGGAGGAGAGCCCAAGAUCACGGAAUCGGAAGUUUUCCAUGAUGCAGAAGAUGAUGAAGCUGGCAUCGUGUUUGCGGCACUGAAGGCAGUCGAAGAGAACAGCAGUCAUCCGAUAGCGAAAGCCAUCGUCGCUUUCUGUGCGGCAAAGACGUCGGCCAAAGUCCAAGUCGAGGACUUGCAGGAGAUUGCUGGCAAGGGGAUGAAGGCCAGGUGUAUAGGUGUGGACUCACAAAAUGACUUUGAUCUCAUUGUCGGUAACGAAUCCCUGAUGGAGGACUUUUCCGUUACCGUGUCGAAUGAGACUGUCCAGACGCUGCAGAAGUGGAAAAGUGAAGCCAAGUCCGUUGCUUUGGUUGCCAUACGGCGACACCAGAGCGUUGAUCCCAACGGAUGGCUCCUUGCUGUUACCCUAGCAAUUUCCGAUCCCAUUCGCCCCGAAGCACCACUCAUUGUCAACGCGCUUCAGUCCCGAGGCACGCGCGUGUGGAUGCUGUCCGGUGAUAACCCCGUUACGGCAGCCGCGGUCGCACACCAACUCGGCAUUCCCGCUGACCAGGUCAUCGCCGGAGUGCUCCCUACCGGAAAGGCCGAUAAGAUUAGGUAUUUGCAAGGAACAGAGAAGGCGCGCGUUGGCAAGGGCAGCGAAUCCAGUACCCGUCGUGCGUUGGUGGCCAUGGUUGGCGAUGGUAUCAAUGACAGUCCAGCGCUGGCAACAGCAGAUAUCGGCAUUGCCAUCGGAUCCGGGGCAGACAUUGCCAUUAGCAGCGCGGACUUUGUGCUCAUCAACAGCGACCUGCGCGGGGUGGUGACGCUCCUCGAUCUCUCGUCCACGGUCUUCCAGAGGAUCAAAUUCAACUUUGGGUGGGCGGUGGUGUACAACUGCAUCGCAGUUCCUGUGGCGGCGGGCGCCUUCUAUCCCAUUGUCAGUAAUGGGCACCAUGUCAAAUUGAAUCCGGUGUGGGCUAGUUUGGCCAUGGCGUUGAGCAGUAUUAGCGUGGUGUUGAGCUCAUUGGCUUUACGGAGCAGAGUGGUUGGGAUUGGAUUCCGGGCGAGGAAGAUUGGAGAGGAAUAGAAAGAGGCGAGUGGAAAAGAACAUGUUUGAAGGAGGAGAUAGGUCCAAUAUGAACAGCGAGUAACGAGCAUGCAUACAUUUUGUCGGUCGAUUGUUU
Messenger RNA from Neurospora hispaniola, 4048 nucleotides. RefSeq names its product E1-E2 ATPase-domain-containing protein. Gene Ontology annotation, biological process: copper ion homeostasis; monoatomic cation transport. NCBI's taxonomy places the organism in Eukaryota, Fungi, Ascomycota, Sordariomycetes, Sordariales, Sordariaceae. Gene Ontology annotation, molecular function: ATP hydrolysis activity; P-type divalent copper transporter activity; copper ion binding. The record is from RefSeq and is a predicted model, not a curated record. Gene Ontology annotation, cellular component: membrane. The coding region runs from base 1 to 3951 and encodes 1316 amino acids. The transcript has 2 exons.